UAAAGAGCACUAUAUUAAGGACUUCAUAUCAUGAAAACAAAUAUUCAUGGAAUUAUAGCAUUUACUGCACAAUGUUUAAUUUCACAGAGAGCAAGGAUUCUGUAUAUUACUUCAUCCUGAGGGGAGGUUUAGACUGGAAGGAAGCACAGGGUGAAGCUGAGGCGUUUUCAGGGGCAGCCGCCCAGCAUGAUAGCUGCUGUUAGGGACCAAAGGUCAGCAAGGGCCGUGGCUGACAAGGCGUCAACACAUCCAACAUGGCGGCCACCACCAACCCCGGCUGGAGGACCAAACCCACCCACUCCCGCGCGUCCUCUCCUUCCGGCCGUUAUCUAUGGUUCGCCUCCGCCAGGCGCUGCGCAGCGCAUGCGCAGCAGCGGGCCGGCCUGCUCCACAUUGGCGGAAGGGCGCGGAGGAGCCGGUGGGAGAUGGACGCUACCGGCGGGGAGGAGCUGGACAUGGAAGUAAUGAAGCCUUUAAUUGAUGAACAACAUUCAGAUGUUUCUGAUGAGGAGCAUGAAAAUAAUUUCCUGCCAGUUGAGAAGCAUUAUCAACUUGAUAGUGAAGAAGGCAUUACGUUUAUACAAACACUUACCCACCUUCUCAAAGGAAACAUUGGAACUGGGCUUCUUGGUCUUCCUCUUGCAAUAAAAAAUGCUGGCAUUGUGGUUGGACCAGUCAGCCUUGUGUUCAUAGGAAUUAUAUCCAUUCAUUGUAUGCACAUCUUGGUACGUUGCAGCCACUGUCUAUGUCAGAGGUUGAAAAAAUCCUCACUGGGUUAUAGUGAUACAGUUAGUUAUGCCAUGGAAGUGGGACCUCUGACUGCCCUUCAGAAAAGAUCCUCCUGGGGAAGGUAUAUUGUGGACUUUUUCCUAGUGAUAACACAGCUGGGAUUUUGUAGUGUAUAUGUUGUAUUCUUGGCAGAAAACGUUAAACAAGUCCAUGAAGGAUUUUUGGAAAACAAAACUGCUUCUAUAAACGUCAGUGUUACCAGCAGCAGUUCUUCAGAGAGAAGGAAUACUGAUCUACGAAUAUACAUGCUUUGUUUCCUGCCAUUUAUGAUCCUCCUGGUCUUUAUUCGUGACCUGAAGAGCCUGUCCUUGCUUUCACUGCUAGCCAAUCUGUCCAUGGCUGUCAGCUUGGUGAUCAUUUACCAGUAUAUUGUUAGAGAUAUAGCAGAUCCUCGAAAACUGCCUCCCGUGGUUGGCUGGAAGAAAUAUCCUCUAUUUUUUGGAACAGCAGUGUUUGCUUUUGAAGGAAUUGGUGUGGUACUCCCAUUGGAAAACAGAAUGAAAGACACCACACGCUUCCCACUGGCACUGAACAUUGGCAUGGGAAUCGUUAUGACCUUGUACAUCUCAUUAGCCACUCUUGGGUAUCUGCGCUUUGGGGAUGAAAUCAAAGGCAGCAUAACGUUAAACCUACCACAGGAUCAAUGGUUGUAUCAGUCUGUAAAAAUUCUAUACUCCUUUGGGAUUUUUGUGACCUAUUCGAUUCAGUUCUACGUCCCUGCGGAGAUCCUCAUUCCAGCUGCUACCUCCAAAGUGGAGCAGAAGUGGAAGUUACCCUGUGAGCUCAUGGUGAGAGCGCUGCUGGUCUGCUCAACCUGACUUAGUCCAGAUGCUCCACUUUUGUUGUUCUGCAUAGUUCACUUUGAUCUUCCAUAAGCUGGUGCUUUUUUCACUCUUCUGGUGUUAACCCACUCUUCAUCUAGUACCUGGAACCCUGUUGUUUGUAAGCUUCCUGUUUUGGUUGUUUUUUUUCAUCUUUAUUCAUAUGCCUUUGCCUGUAUCUUAUGCUUGUCUGUAUUUUAAUUAUAUGUCGUAAUUCAUCUCUAGUAUCAGACAGUGAGCUAGAGGAUUAUUAGCUUAAAAGCAGAAUGAGCCAUUAUUAUUAUUAUGUGUCAUGUAAUCAACUUGACAGAAUAUAUUACAGAUAUGAAGUCUAAGUGGUUUAGCUAAGAGAGCUGCAAUUACGUGGUUUGUUUCCUUUAAUUAUCCCUAUUUGAUAGUUACAGAACGUAUUUCUUAUUAAAAUAUGGAGGCAAAAUGCGGCAAGUGCACCACUGAGAAUAUUGUAACAGUUUAAUUUUAACAUUUGGUGCUUAGAAAUACAGGCCUGGCAAAGGGAAUGCACUGUUCAAUUAAGUGUAAAGUGAUACAUGCUAACUCUAUUUGAGAUUUGUUUUAAAAUUCUGAUCUUACUUCUUAAUUGUCACCUUGAAGUUGGAUAUUGUGUAAAAAUGUCUACUAGACUUGAUGUGCUGCUCAGAGAAUUGAAUGAGUUUUGAUUGCACGACUAUGUAUUCUAAUUUGUCACUAUUAGGAAAACUGUAUAAUCAUUUUGGAUAUUAUUGCUUAAAUUAAAAUGCUGUCUGUAUGGUGUUUUUUUUUUUUUAAAUAAAUCUGAAAUAAUAUUUGCUGGGCUAGAUCGAAAUUGCAGUGGAGUUAACUGAGGUUAAGGAGAGGUUAAAGUGUCAGGAAUGAAAACUAAAAUAAUUCAAUUUUGUGGCUCUGUUGAGCUGGAUAUAUCUUUGAUCUAAUUUGUGCUCAGGUUUGUGCUGAGUCAACUGUGAUAAACAGCCUGCCUCCUGGGUCAGAGCAGCCUGACGUGGUAGCAUUAGUAAUUGGGGAUUGUUUGGCAAUGCUAGCUGUUGCUCAGUAGAGAAAAAGGGACCACGGCCCUUCAUGUUCUGGGGCUUGUGCAUGUUUCAAUGAGUCAAUAAGUCUUUCAGGAAAGGCUUUGUAUCUUUAUAGCUCUUUUUGGUAUUAUUGAUAGAAGAAGCCAACAUCCUUUACAACUGGUUGUGUCUCUUUUGAAGCUAGGAAAAGAGCUUGAAUUCUUGGUUGUAUUGACCUCCAUCAAAAUAACUCUAGUGUCUUAUUUUACCAUUAAUGUUCUGUUGUUUUUUUUAAAAAACUUGCUUUUGUGUUACACUCCUCUAGCUUCAACUUUUAGUCCCUGUGCCUGUUGACCUUUUGUCUGCUAGGCUUAGGGGCACAUCCUGGGAUGGUGACAGGGCAGCCUCUUAUAAAGGGUCUGACCACUUUUCUGAUAAAAAAAAUUCUUUCUAAUACUGCAUCUGAACCUCCCUUGGCACAUUCAGAGGCCAUUUUCUCUCAUCCUAUCAUUGUUACCUGGGAAGAGAGGUGACCCUCACCUUGCCACAACCUUCUUUGGUAAUGUAAACAGACUUGAGUGUAGGAGGCAAUUUUCUAUCCUUGUUUAAGAGGAUCUUUUUUUAUGCAGACUGUAAGGGAAUCUUUCCCAAUACUCACAAAGUCUCUUUCACGUCUGCAAACCAGAAACAAUUUUCAAUACAUUGCAAUAAUUUCUCCAUUUUAAUAAUGUUCUUUUAUGUUUAUGACCAUAUUAUCACUUUUGGUUGUAGUAUUAACCUCAUGUUCAUUUGAGUAGCUGCUGUGGCUCCCAGGAAAGUAAAGCAAGAUCAUUGGUUCCAGGCCCACUUAGGUAGUUUAUUAGUAGUAGGCCAGCAAUGAGAUUGUAUUGCUAACUCAUAGCAGUGUGUGUGUCAGGAAUACUGAGUUCACAUCUCCCUUAAACAUUGGUGAGAAUUGUCCAUGUAACUCACCACGUUCUUUGCUGAGAAUAAACCAUUUUCUUCUACAUGUUGUAUUGCACAUAUAUUAUCAAAUAAUGCCAGUUACAAAUGUUUUUUAAUGAAUCAGUGGCAUAAAUAAUUCUCACUGACCAUCUAUUGUUGAAAUUUACUUAACAGUAUCAGGUAUGGUUACUUAAAGGGUCAAAAAGAUUUACUGCUGAGUUCAGAUGUUUUACAGUUUUCUAGGAAUUUCAUCCUAUCAGUUGGACUUAAUGAUAACUCUAAUUUAGUCUGAUUGUCUCUCUGUUGUAUUGUUGUGCUCAAGAUUCAUGUCAAGUCUGUUUUCUCCUGCCAGAUGUUCCAUUUAUGUUGCCCCCAGGAAAAUGUUGUAAAUUAGAGAUGUCUUCCCUGAUAUCUGCUAAUACAUUUUAGAAUGAAAUUCUUGCAUGAAGGUCUGCCUUUACAGCUCAAAUGUAUGAGAUACCAGGAAAGAGCAGAACUAUUGGGUUUUAAAAAUAUUUGUUAUUUUGUUCCUUUUGUUUAUGACUCAUUUAAUAAUCCAUGCCUUAGAGUAUGGAUAAAAUAAUGUACUGCUUGCUUGCAUGUCUUACAGCUAUAGCUGUUCCCUUUAGCUUCCAUUAAGUAAUAAAAAGCCACUGUGCCAGAGUUCCAUGGUUUUUCUGAUAAGCAGAUUUGGUUAAACAUUUCAUUUCUGUUGCCUGUACAGACAAACUCUACAUCCAUACCUCUAUUUAUCACAGAUACCUUUGAUUUCCAUUCAUACUCAUGCAGUCACAGAAUUAUCACAGAAUUGUUGGGGUUGGGGGGGACCUCUGGAGAUUGUGAAAUCCAACCCCCUGCUUAAGCAUGUUACCUGCAAUAGAUCACACAGGAGAGCGUCCAGCUGGGUCUUAAAUAUCUCCAGAGAAGAAGACUCCACAGCCCUUUCCUUUUCUUGUACACAAGGUGAUCCAGGCCCCUAGUCACCUUUGUGACCCUCUGCUGGACUCUCUAGGAGAUCCAUGUCUUUUUUGAAAUGCAGAGCUCAGAACUGAGCACAACACUCCAGUGGCCUCACCAGGGCAUAGCAGAGGAAGAUGAUAAUCUCCCUUGAACUACCGGCCAUGCUCUUUUUAAUGCAACCCAAGAUCCCUUUAGUCUUCUUGGCCAAAAGGGAAUGAGGCAGCAUGUCAACCUCUUGUUGCUGAGGACACUCAGGUCAUUUUCAUGAGCUCAUUUCCAGCAAGUCAGCCCCUAACCUGUACUCAUGCAUACAACUGUU
Meleagris gallopavo (turkey) is the source of this 4841-nucleotide messenger RNA. NCBI's taxonomy places the organism in Eukaryota, Metazoa, Chordata, Aves, Galliformes, Phasianidae. The record is from RefSeq and is a predicted model, not a curated record.